AUGUCCAGGCUUUUCAAGACUUUGGAGAAGGACGAAAUACCCACAAUAUACAAGAUGACGCGCGGGAAUCUCAAUCUCAUGCAUAAGUUCUUGUACGUCAUGGGCUACCGUAAACCAUCAGUUGCAAACAUUUACCGGCAACCAGACCCCGACGACCCCCCUGGGGAGGCGCGUCUGGAAUAUCGCACCCAAGCACCCAAUGACCAGUGGCUUCAGCAGCUACGCUAUAUUCUCGACACACCGCAUUGGGAGAUUGUUGAGCAUGGACGCAAGGCAAAGAGAAAAAAGGCAGAGCUGGAUUUGAAAUUUCCGCAUAGAAAAUGGUCGGAAUUGGGCAAAGAUCUUGAGUCAUUGGAAGAAGGAUACAUGGAGGAGGCGGACGGGUGUUUCUUGGCUAUUUGGAGGGCCGCCGAAGGGGAGGAGUUCAUCAUCUCGAACGACUCUUUCGGUAUUCUCGAGGGUAAGAAGAGCUCUUGGGGCCCGAUCCAUAGGUUCUAUGUCAUAUCCCCACAGGUUGCACUUGUGAUUUGCUCUGUCGGUCUUGACCCGAGCUACAAUUGCGACCCGGAAAUCAAAGUUCGUUGCCAGAAUUCGGUACUUCGGGGUGCGAAGCAUAGGCGCCCAAAAGUGAUACAUGCAGUUGAACCACCGGAUAACAUGAGCGAUGAGGAGUCCCUGGAGUUCGAGUCAAAAUGUCACACCAGAGAGGAUGACACUAUGGAGUUUGAGGUUUCGACUCUCACAGUUGAAGAAACCCGUACUCUGAAUGCAGUUAUACUCGAAACCACCGCCGACGAUGGAACGAUUACAUAUUGUUCCGAGAAAGCGCUUCAACAGACUCUUGUCUCCUUCAAGGGAAACCCGAAUUUUAGGAGUCAAAGCCGGUAUGAAACGUUAAGAAAGAUGCUAGGAGGAGGGAAAGAAGGAGAAGGGGAUGGUAGUGCACUUGAGCUCAAUCUACCACCAUCCGAACCGGAGCCACAGCUCCAAUUGCAGCAAGAGAAAUUCGGGGAGUCUGAAAGUCUCCCCUACCUUAAUCAAGCAAUUUCUGGAGAUGCCAAUGCGUAUCAUCCCGAGGGGCCAACAUCCCCAGAGAAGGUCGUCGAGAAGAAUGGAAACAUGAUUUUCGAAUUGAUCCUUCUGAAUUUGAAAAGCGAGCGACCGCUAGUCAGUUGCUUGUUCGAACUCAUCAUCAUCACCACCACCAUCAUCAUCAUCAUCUUCGGUCACUUUGUGUCGGUCAAGGCCUGGACGGGAACAUAUACGGACCCGGCCUGUUUUGGCUUGACAUAA
Molecule: messenger RNA, 1293 nt
Organism: Morchella sextelata
Lineage: Eukaryota; Fungi; Ascomycota; Pezizomycetes; Pezizales; Morchellaceae
Exons: 2
Coding region: 1-1293 (430 amino acids)
Source: RefSeq, a predicted model, not a curated record